This is a messenger RNA of Exophiala bonariae, 1626 nucleotides long. RefSeq lists its product as uncharacterized. Gene Ontology annotation, molecular function: oxidoreductase activity. NCBI's taxonomy places the organism in Eukaryota, Fungi, Ascomycota, Eurotiomycetes, Chaetothyriales, Herpotrichiellaceae. Bases 1 to 1626 code for a protein of 541 amino acids. The record is from RefSeq and is a predicted model, not a curated record. The transcript is spliced from 3 exons.
AUGGGCUCUACUCAACCUGAGGAAGUCGAUGUGCUUCUUGUAGGAGCUGGUUUCGCUUCCUUCACACUGCUAAACCGAUUGCGAAAACUUGGCUAUAACGUACGUAUCCUCGAAAAGGGAGGAGCAUCAGGAGGUAUCUGGUAUUGGAAUUGUUAUCCUGGAGCUCGAGUCGAUACGGAUACACCAAUCUAUCAACUCUUUGACAAGGAAUUAUGGCAGGAUUUCACAUUCAAGGAUCGAUAUCCUGGAUGGCAAGAACUGCGCACGUAUUUUGAAUAUGUCGAGAAGAAAUGGAAUAUCAGAGAGUACACUUCUUUCAACAAGCAUGUUGAUGGUGCCUCUUUUGACGAGAAACGCCAGCAGUGGCUAGUUGAGUGUGCUGAUGGCUCAGAAUACUAUGCUCGGUGGUUCCUACCAUGUAUAGGUUUUGCCAGCAAGAGAUAUACCCCUCCAUUCCCAGGGCUCGGCAACUUCAAGGGAGACAUUUACCACACCGCUGUCUGGCCUCAGCAUGGCGUCAAUCUCAAGAGCAAGCGGAUAGCCGAGGUCGGAACUGGUGCUUCUGGCAUUCAGGUCAUCCAAGAAAUUGGUGACCAGGCUAAGGAAUUGACCGUUUUCCUACGUACACCCAACAUGUGCCUCCCCAUGAAUCAACGCAAGCUUGAUCCCACAGAGGAAGAGCAGAAAAAGAAGGAUGGCACAUAUGAAUCAGAGAUCGAAAAGACUCGCCACACAUUUGCUGGCUUCACAUAUGAUUUCAUUCAAAGGAACACGUUCGAUGAUACCGAUGAAGAGCGCGAAAAGGUUUAUCACAAACUAAUGGUCGAAGAUGGUGGCUUCAAAUUUUGGCUUGCAACGUACAAGGAUAUGCUGUUCGAUCUCAAGGCCAAUGAGCAAGCAUAUAACUUCUGGCGCAAGCAAGUGCUCAAGCGUCUCACGGACCCAAAGAAGCAAGCUCUUCUUGCCCCCGAGGUACCCCCUCAUCCAUGGGGAACUAAGCGCCCAUCCUUGGAACAACGAUUCUACGAAGUCGUCGAUCAACCACAUGUCAACAUCAUCGACAUCAACAAAUCACCCAUUGAAGAAGUGACGGCUACUGGCCUAAGGACCAACCAAGGUCACACAGAGGUAGAUGUUAUAAUUCUGGCCACAGGCUUCGACAGCGUGACAGGAUCUCUAGCACAAUUGAAUAUCCAAGGCACCGAUGGCGGUACUAUCGCAGACCACUGGAAGGAUGGCACAAAGACGGCCAUGGGUAUUGCUAUGCCCAACUUCCCGAACAUGUUCUUCUUGUACGGACCUCAGGCACCCACGGCAUUCAGCUCAGGCCCCAGCUGCACACAGUUCCAGGCCGAGUGGGUCGAAGAGACAUUCAAGAUUAUCAAGGAGAAGGGCAUCACCAGGCUUGAAUCGACUCAAGAGAGUGAAGACGACUGGUGCAAGCGCAUGAAUGAGAAAUGGAAUGAGUCUCUCUUCCCCAUGGCGAAGAGUUGGUACCAGGGUGCAAAUAUUCCAGGACGAAAGGUUGAACCAUUGAAUUGGUCCGGAGGAAUGGUUGAAUAUGUCGCCACUCUCCAUCGUAGUUUGGAGAAUGACCUGCAAGGCUGGAAGUACGCUACUGCAUAG